AUGCUCUUGAUCACCAGCUCGAACACGAGACUCUUGGUACACAGCGGUCCGAUGUGUGGCACGGUGAUAGACCUUUUUACUCCCGAACUCGAAAGGAAAUAUCGCGUCACCAAAUUUUACAAACCAUUAGACGGAGUCAAGGUUCGCGAUUUUUACGUGGCUUCCGGUGGAAACAAACCUUGGGGGUGGGGAAGUGAUAAAGCUGGAAUGUGUACGGAUUCUGUGUGGAGAAUGUUAGAGACAUUAUUUGACGCGGAGGAGAGGUUCGAGCUGAGAUUUGAGUGGACUAAGAAACAGCACGGGAGUUUGAUCAGUAGUUUCUUGGUGGAUAUCUCGUACUUCUGGGUUAUGGGGCUUUACUAUGGCGAUAGGGCAUGA
This is a messenger RNA of Acaulospora colombiana, 378 nucleotides long. The record is from the annotation of a GenBank genome assembly. Lineage: Eukaryota; Fungi; Glomeromycota; Glomeromycetes; Diversisporales; Acaulosporaceae.